AUGGAGUCGGUACCGAGCACACCGAGGACGAUAGUCUCCUUUGGGCACAAUGAUCCUGAACAACCCAACAAUUGGAGCUCGAAAAAGAAGAGCUACGCACUCUUUGCGGCCAUCUGCACAGUCAUGAACAGCACCGUCUCGUCCUCGCUCGCGGCUGGGAAUAGCAAGCAGCUUUCGAACUACUUCGAUGUUACAAACGAAGAAGAGCUCGUUCUACCUACCUCGAUCUUUUUAGUUGGCUAUGUUUUCGGGCCUCUGAUAUUCGGACCCUUGAGCGAGACAUGGGGAAGGAAAUGGACGAUGAUAUGGGGGUUUCUAGGCUUCACGCUCGCUUCAAUGGCCUCCGCCUUAGCACCAAACUGGGCGGCCUUGAACGUCUUCAGGCUUUUUGUUGGUAUAUUCGGAGCUUGCCCGAUUGCUGUCGUAGGCGGAAUAUGUGCAGAUAUGUACCAUAAUCCCCAGGCGCGCGGUCGUGCAAUGGCCGUCUUCAUGGCGGCCACGACCUUCGGCCCUGUCCUUGGUCCUCCCAUCUCAGGCUUCAUCGCAGUCGUCAGCUGGCGCUGGUCCUUCUGGAUCGGAUUGCUCCUCACCGCCGCCGCGUGGCCCUUCCUCCUAACCAUGCCAGAGACCUACACCCCGGUCCUCCUCAAGCACCGCGCCGCCAAAAUCCGCAAAGAAACCUCCGACCCCAAUACCUUCGCGCCUAUCGAACUCGAGAAGACCAACAUCCACCACAUCGUGACCGUCGUCCUGACCCGCCCCGUCCGCAUGUUCUGCUUCGAGCCCCUCGUGCUCUUCACGUGCCUGUAUCUCAGCUACGCGUACGCAAUCUUCUACAUCUUCUUCCAAUCCUACCCCAUCAUCUUCGGCGGCAUCUACGGCAUGAAUGCCGGCGAGGAGGGUCUAACUUUCCUCCCCAUCGGCAUCGGCGCCAUCAUCGCCGCUGGGAUCUACCUCGCAUGGGACAGCAUCCUCGCGCGCGCGCAGAAGGCCAACAAGCCCUGGAGCCGCAGCGAGGAGAUGCGCCGGCUGCCCCUCGCCUGCCUCGCCGGGCCGUUCUUCGCGCUCAGCAUGUUCUGGGCUGGGUGGACGGCGAAGAAGGACGUGCAUUGGAUCGUGCCUUGUCUUGCGGGUAUACCCUUUGGGAUCGGCUAUCUCUGCCUGUUCAUGGCAUUAUUAAACUACCUGGUCGACGCGUACGAGAUCUUCGCGGCGAGUGCGAUGGCGGCGGCGAGCACGUGUCGGAGUACGUUCGGCGCGGUGCUGCCGUUUGCGGCGAGGCCGAUGUACAGGACGUUGGGUGUGCCGUGGGCGUGUAGCUUGCUAGGCUUCUUGAGUAUCGUGAUGUGCGCGAUUCCGUUUGCUUUUUUGAGAUAUGGGACGGCGCUGAGGGCAAAGAGCGAGUUUUGUCAGUAUCUGGCGAAGAGGAAGGCGGAUGAGGCGGAGAAGAGGGAGAGGGAGAGAGGGCUAGUGGUUAGCGAGGCGGAUUUGGAGGAGGGUGGGGGGACGAAUGAGAGUGUGGCGAAGGAGGCGUGA
Messenger RNA from Mytilinidion resinicola, 1536 nucleotides. Its product is annotated as MFS general substrate transporter. The coding region runs from base 1 to 1536 and encodes 511 amino acids. Gene Ontology annotation, molecular function: transmembrane transporter activity. The transcript is spliced from 3 exons. The record is from RefSeq and is a predicted model, not a curated record. NCBI's taxonomy places the organism in Eukaryota, Fungi, Ascomycota, Dothideomycetes, Mytilinidiales, Mytilinidiaceae. Gene Ontology annotation, biological process: transmembrane transport.